AUCACAGUAAAAGAUAUUGAAGAAUUCGAAAAGAGUUACAAAGGUUCAGAAGAAGAGCUAGCUGAUAUUAAAGCAGCAUACACACAUUUUGAAGGGGACAUGGACAGAAUAAUGGAGUCUGUGCUGUGCGUGCACUAUACAGAUGAACCAAGAAUACGGAAGAUCAUAGAAAAAGCUAUUGAUGCUGGAGAAGUCCCGGCCUAUAAAAGUUUUGUACAAGAGCCUAAGCGGAAAAUGAUGGCAAGAAAAAGGCGGGCAGAAAAAGAAGCUGAAGAGGCACAGAAGACUAAAGAUGAACUGGGCCUUGGUGGAGAAGAUGACUUGAAAGCACUGAUUCAAAGCAGAAAUAAAGAUCGAAAAAAGGACAUGGAUGACUUUUUGGCCCAACUGGAAGCAAAAUAUGGGAAAGAUGCUAAAAAAGGAGGAAAGAAGACUACAGCCAAGAAGGGAAAGAAAUAAAGACCUGUGUAGGCUGAAAUACUUAGUAUCACUUUGUAUGGGAGCGUGUAGAUUUGGGAGAAUUUCAGUUUUUCUGGGCUACUGUUUCGGAGUGUGUGUGCAUCAUUUUGCUGUGGCUGGGAGGUAUGAAUGAGAAAGAAAAAGCAUUCUGGUGCUACUGUUUAAAAUCCUUCGGGUGCUCUUCAGCUAAGAUCAAACAGAUGCCUGACUAGAAGUUUUGUUGCAGUAGGGAAGCGCUGUAAGGUUUGGGAUGGUGGCGAGUUCCUUAAACUCGUGUUGAAGCACCUUCCAUUGAACCCUUGAUGGGCGUUGUACGGCUGGUGGUUACUCAGUGUAAUCCCUCCCCUAUGAGAGUCCUCAGUGCUGACUCCUCUCGUUUCUGAGUUGGAAACCUUACCUUUUUGCUAUUCACACAUUUCUUGUCUAACAGACCUCCUGCUGUUUUUAAAGGUCUUUGAACUUCAGCUCAACUGGUUUUAUAAAGAUACUUUGGAAAAUUGCAGAUUUAAUAAAUGAAUUUUUGCAGACUUCUGCGCUAUGUUGCUUUCCCAGCCCUCUCUCUGUUUUCUAAUGAGCUGUUCAAAACAAACUGAUGGUGUUGACUUUUCUCACUGACUUAGGUAAUGCAGCAGCUGAAAAUCAGGUGAUACUGUGAACUGUGGCGGCAUUGGAUCAAAGUGCCACAUGGCAUUUGGUCUUUGAUGGCCUGUGGCGGAUGCCUGAGGAAAAACAGGAGACUGCAGCAUGUAUGUCAAGGUGCAGAAAUUCUCUUAACGCACUGAAGUGACGUAAUAAAGUUAAAAAUCCACAGAACAGAGUCGGUUCUGUAUUUCUAGGGUUCAUGAUGUCCCAUGACAAGGAGUUCCAAAGCUCAGCUUGUUAUUUCGUAGCAUUGCAGUCAAGUCUGCAGGGCCCUAGCGAUUAGCUACUUGGUUAUGUUUGUCAACACUUGUGUUCGUUUGGAAGUGAAUUACCCCUGUAAGAUGUGCAAAUACAUCAGCUGUUUUUAAACCACUUGACAUGGUGUGCAGGGGUAGGAAUUUGAGGAGUAACUCAUUUUCAGCUCACCCUAGCUCGGAGGAAUGAGGCUGGCUUUAUUCUGUGGACCAUUUUGCAAAGGGUUAUGAGCCACACAGUGACAUUUACUCUUGAGUUGAAGGUCCUCAUUGCUUCAGUGAUAGCAUCCAGGACUAACAGAGCUUCCUGGGGGGAAGCCAGAGGUGGAUGGUAACUCUGUUCCUGUUUACCUGGCCGCUUUCAAAAAGAUUCUGAGAGUACAGCAUAUCCUUACGUUGCACAACGCAGGACUGGAACGUUACUUUUACUACACAAAAUAGAUACCUAACAGUCCAGGAGAAGUCUUUGGUGUCAAACGUUUAUACAGAAACCAGAAAUUAUCUUCUGAUGAAAACUGCUUUCACUUUUUUAACACACCAACUCUUGGCUAAAAAAUACAACAUUACGUUACUAGAAGUCUAUUCAAGUUUAUUUAUUUUUGUAACUCUUAUGCACUAGGGCUACAGAAAACAAACUUGGUCCCUGAGGAAUGGCACUGAUACAAACGGGAUGCUUAUCCAGUUAGCUUGAGGUAACUAAAUACCACACUGUACAGCGUUCCAGUAGUCUUAGCUGUUAAGAGAAAUGGUGUCAGUGAAUAGAGGCCUCUCUUUAGCAUCAGUUUAUCUCUAUGGAAACUUAAGAGAUUUAGAUUGAGAUCAGAGUACACACACCACACCCCCACACCCCCCCCAAAAUGCAAAGGAAAGCUAACCCAGUUACAUUUGCACAGUGCUGCUUUGCUUUCUUUUCCUUUCUUUUUGAUUAGAGCAAGCUUGGAUCAACUGGACUCAAGAACUUCAAUACUGAUUAAAAACUAUUAGCUGUUCUUACAUUUGAUAGAUGGCAUAACUUAGAGUGGGGAAGUAGGAGCCACUUAAUAAUACUGGCAAGUUUUUUCCUAUUACAAAUUGUAAUUUGAAAAUUAUUAAUAAGGAGAUUUAGAAGAAAGUGCUCUUUAAGUGGAUUAUGAAGGACCAACUGUUUUCAUGUAGUGUCCUAACUGUUAACAUACAGUAAGUGGUUAUCCUCGCUCUUGUCUUUACGCUCACUUGUUGUCUGGUGUUUACUGUUUAGGGAGUAAGGCCUUCAACUAAGCACUUAUUUUGAGAAUAUAUUUUAUGUUUUUGUCUUAUCUGGAGCCACAGGGGCAACUACAGGGAACACUGCUGGUACAUCUGUCUCAGUGCAGAAAACAUCUACUAAAAGCUAUAUUGCAUCUGUGGGCUGCGGAACUUCACUGCAGAGUGCAGAAAUCUUGUAUAAUUGCAGGUAAUUUUAGGGAGACUGUCCUAUUUUGUGAAAUUACCAUAAAAUAUCUCACCAGGAAGACAGUGUGCUUUCUUUGAAUGCUGUCUCUAACUACAUGCAGUAAGAGUCCUUUUCCCCUCAAACCGUCUUCAGUCACUGAGGAAGAGGUAUAAGUAUGUAACACAGGAAGAGUCACUAGUGUGCUACCCUUAAAGCCAUCAAUUCUUUGCUACCUUAUUUGUAACUGUGUAAAAAUAUUCUGCAAUUAUCACAGGAUUCAUAACUUGUCUAAAUGGAGUUGUAGAAGCAGUAUUGUGUAGUGCUUGCUUUUGAUAGUGUAAUAUUGCUUUAAACAUAUAAAUACAGCUUCUAAAAUUAAAAUUACUACUGUUACGGAAAACCUGGUUAAUCUUCUGUAGAGCUAACAGAAAA
Athene cunicularia (burrowing owl) is the source of this 3198-nucleotide messenger RNA. It is a transcript of the gene DNAJC9, whose product is annotated as DnaJ heat shock protein family (Hsp40) member C9. Gene Ontology annotation, molecular function: heat shock protein binding. Gene Ontology annotation, cellular component: nucleus; cytoplasm. NCBI's taxonomy places the organism in Eukaryota, Metazoa, Chordata, Aves, Strigiformes, Strigidae. The transcript has 3 exons. Bases 100 to 459 code for a protein of 119 amino acids. The record is from RefSeq and is a predicted model, not a curated record.